AUGAAUCAACCAGUCAACAAUAAUCAACCUGGUCAUCCGGCCCCGAUGAAUCGUCGUCCUCGUCUCGCUCGUCGAGAUGCCGAGGAACAUGUUCCUCUUACACGUCAAGCUCAGAGAGCCCGUUAUUACUGUAUGUUUGCGGCUGACAGAGCUAUGGAGUCUGCUAGAAUGGUUAGGACUACCAGAACUUUCGGUUCUGUGACUAUUGAUGCUCGUUUCCCAGGCGGGGCUUCGAGAGAUGUUUUUAACACUGGUGCUGUUCAGGUCACUGGGAACGCUCAGGCUGUUGGCAGUGCUCAAGCUACUGCUAAUGCUCAAACUUUUGAAGUCAUUCACACUUUUGAGAUCACUCGAACCGUUGAGAUCACCCAUACCACUCAAACUGCUGAAGCUGGCUUGGAUUCUUUGACAGGCAACAGCCUCACCCGCGGCUCCUCUACUACGACUUCCUCUGCAAGCACCAUCUCAAGUGUUGUAGUUGUGGAUGCUCCAGCCUUUGGUGCUACAGGUACUUCUUCUUCCUCUACAGGUGGCCGUGCUGUCGCCAUGCACGAAAACUCUCAUGAGCAAGACGGAAAUGUGGAAGAAGAGAGUGACCACGUAUUCGUUGAUCACGUCACCGGAUCGUCUGCAAAUGGAGAUAUGUUGUCAAGAAGUUCUUGA
Messenger RNA from Botrytis fragariae, 663 nucleotides. RefSeq lists its product as uncharacterized. The record is from RefSeq and is a predicted model, not a curated record. The transcript has 2 exons. NCBI's taxonomy places the organism in Eukaryota, Fungi, Ascomycota, Leotiomycetes, Helotiales, Sclerotiniaceae. Bases 1 to 663 code for a protein of 220 amino acids.